Molecule: messenger RNA, 1233 nt
Organism: Scomber japonicus (chub mackerel)
Lineage: Eukaryota; Metazoa; Chordata; Actinopteri; Scombriformes; Scombridae
Product: nodal homolog 2-A-like
Exons: 3
Coding region: 1-1233 (410 amino acids)
Biological process (GO): SMAD protein signal transduction; BMP signaling pathway
Cellular component (GO): extracellular region
Molecular function (GO): cytokine activity; growth factor activity; type I activin receptor binding
Source: RefSeq, a predicted model, not a curated record
AUGAAGGGACACGCUAUGGAUUUGUCUUUUGCGCUUCUUCUCCUGGUGGAUUUGCUUGUGGCUCUCGCCGCACAGCCCUUCCCUGGCAUGCGUCCUGACGCACUGCUCAGUAGGAUGAACGGCGGCUCCAGACGCACCGUGCAACGGCACAAGAGCAGCAGGCUGCCCCUUUACAUGAUGCAGCUGUACCGGACCAUGCUGUCUGAGGAUGGGCCCCGGAUUCCUGCUGCCACCGUGAGCCAGUCCGAGGACAACCCCGGCCUGCAUGACUCCGACUCCGUAAUCAGCCUUGUCGCUAAAAACUGCCAGCAGAUUGGCAAGAGGUGGUCGGUCACCUUUGACAUGUCUUCCAUGUCUGCAAGUGACAAUGUCCAACUGGCUGAACUUCGUAUCCGCCUGCCUGCAUUCACUGAGUCUUCUCAAGCUUCAGUGGACAUCUACCACUCCCAGAGGAACCAGUGCUCAGGCAUACACUGCCCAGACAGCAGGUUGUUCCUGGGCCGCCUGAGAGCUCAUCCCAGUUCCAUGGUCUCACCCUCUUCUUGGAAGGUGUUCAACAUGACGGAGAUGCUCAGUCGCUGGCUGCAGCAGGAACACUCCACACACAGGUCUGAGAAGGUUGAGCCUGAGGUGAGAGAGGAGGAUGAGGAGGAGCAGCAGGAGGGAAUCCAACAUCCUACACCUAACCAGGUUAUGAUGGUGGUGUUCUCCAGGCAGAACCCCAACAGCCAGAGAAUGCCGACACUCAUCCGCACAGCAGAGCACUCCAAGUACGUCAGCCUGGAUAGGGAGCGAGUGAUGGGUGGUUCUGCCUCCAGGUCUAGGAGCCGCAGAGCCAAAAGACACCACCACAACCAGCAGCACAGCCAGCGGGUGGCAGGUACUGCUCCAGCCAGUAUGUCCACAGAGGAGGAGAAGGGUCCUCUGUGUAGAAAGGUGGACAUGUGGGUUGACUUUGAGAAGAUCGGCUGGAGCGAGUGGAUUGUCUAUCCCAAAAGGUACAAUGCCUAUCGCUGUGAGGGGAGAUGUCCUACACCAGUAGAUGAGACCUUCACCCCGACCAACCAUGCAUACAUGCAGAGCCUUCUGAAACUUCACCACCCACACAAGGUGCCAUGUCUGUCCUGUGUGCCCACACGCCUAGCACCACUUUCCAUGUUGUACUUUGAGAAUGGGAAGAUGGUCAUGAGGCAUCACCAGAACAUGGUGGUGGAGGAGUGCGGCUGCCACUGA